ACGAAGAUAUAUUGAUGAAUAAGAUAUAAUUCACGAUUUGACGUGAAAAUUUUUUCUAAUAUCUAGGGCACAACAGAACGACCUGUCCAAUGAAUAAACCGGCUGCAUCCGAAUCGAUAAUUCAACCUUCCAAAGUCACCGAAAGUCCCAAGAGAUCAUAUAAGUGCGGAGUAUGUCGCGAAGAAGGGCACAACAGAACGACCUGUCCAAUGAAUAAACCGGCUGCAUCCGAAUCGAUAAUUCAACCUUCCAAAGUCACCGAAAGUCCCAAGAGAUCAUAUAAGUGCGGAGUAUGUCGCGAAGAAGGGCACAACAGAACGACCUGUCCAAUGAAUAAACCGGCUGCAUCCGAAUCGAUAAUUCAACCUUCCAAAGUCACCGAAAGUCCCAAGAGAUCAUAUAAGUGCGGAGUAUGUCGCGAAGAAGGGCACAACAGAACGACCUGUCCAAUGAAUAAACCGGCUGCUUCCGAAUCGAUAAUUCAACCUUCCAAAGUCACCGAAAGUCCCAAGAGAUCAUGUAAGUGCGGAGUAUGUCGCGAAGAAGGUAUAAACGAAGAUAUAUUGAUAAAUAAGAAAUCAUUCACGAUUUGACGUGAAAAUGUUUUCAAAUGUUUAGGGCACAACAGAACGACCUGUCCAAUGAAUAAACCGGCUGCUUCCGAAUCGAUAAUUCAACCUUCCAAAGUCACCGAAAGUCCCAAGAGAUCAUAUAAGUG
Neodiprion fabricii is the source of this 718-nucleotide messenger RNA. RefSeq names its product mucin-1-like. The record is from RefSeq and is a predicted model, not a curated record. Bases 90 to 593 code for a protein of 167 amino acids. Gene Ontology annotation, molecular function: zinc ion binding; nucleic acid binding. The transcript is spliced from 4 exons. Lineage: Eukaryota; Metazoa; Arthropoda; Insecta; Hymenoptera; Diprionidae.